This is a messenger RNA of Anas platyrhynchos (mallard), 1824 nucleotides long. The record is from the annotation of a RefSeq genome assembly. Lineage: Eukaryota; Metazoa; Chordata; Aves; Anseriformes; Anatidae.
GUGAAUGCGACCCUACUCAUUAACUCCCUCACACUCCUCACACUAACCAUCCUCCUAACUCCAAUCAUCCUCCCACUCCUCUUUAAGGGCUUUAAAAACACCCCCCUCUCUAUCACUCGCACCGUAAAAGCUGCAUUUCUAACAAGCCUGGCCCCAACAACUACAUUCAUCUACUCCGGACUAGAAUCCAUUACCUGCCACUGAGAAUGAAAAUUUAUCAUAAACUUCAAAAUCCCCCUAAGCCUAAAAAUAGACCAAUAUUCAAUAACAUUCCUCCCCAUUGCCCUAUUCGUAACAUGGUCCAUUCUACAAUUCGCCAUGUGAUACAUGGCCUCCGAACCAUAUGUAACAAAAUUUUUCACCUACUUACUCACAUUCCUAAUUGCCAUGCUGCUUCUAACAACCGCAAACAACAUGUUCCUCCUAUUUAUCGGCUGAGAAGGCGUAGGAAUCAUAUCCUUCCUCCUCAUCGGCUGAUGGCAGGGCCGAGCAGAAGCCAACACUGCCGCCCUACAGGCCGUAAUCUACAACCGAGUUGGAGACAUCGGCCUAAUCCUGAGCAUAGCAUGACUAGCAUCAACCUUCAACACCUGAGAAAUUCAACAAGCCGUACACCCCCACCAAACCCCCAUCCUCCCCCUCCUAGGACUAAUCCUCGCCGCUGCAGGGAAAUCCGCACAAUUUGGCCUACACCCAUGACUACCUGCAGCCAUGGAAGGCCCCACCCCCGUAUCUGCCCUAUUACACUCCAGCACCAUAGUCGUAGCCGGGAUCUUCCUACUUAUCCGCAUACACCCGCUACUAGCCUCCAACCAAACAGCCCUAACUGCAUGUCUAUGCCUCGGCGCCCUGUCAACCCUAUUCGCCGCCACAUGCGCCCUAACCCAAAACGACAUUAAAAAAAUCAUCGCUUUCUCAACAUCCAGUCAGCUCGGACUAAUAAUGGUCGCCAUCGGACUAAACCUCCCCCAACUAGCGUUCUUACACAUCUCAACCCAUGCCUUCUUCAAAGCCAUACUGUUCCUAUGCUCCGGGUCCAUUAUCCACAGCCUAAACGGAGAACAGGACAUCCGAAAAAUAGGCGGCCUGCAAAAAACACUCCCAGUCACUACCUCCUGCCUAACCAUUGGCAAUCUAGCACUCAUAGGAACCCCAUUUUUAGCUGGAUUUUACUCAAAAGACCUCAUCAUCGAAAGCCUAAAUACAUCCUACCUAAACACCUGGGCCCUAUCACUAACCCUCCUAGCCACAGCAUUCACUGCAACCUACAGCAUCCGCAUAACCCUCCUAGUCCAAGCCGGACGGACUCGUAUCCCCCCAAUCACACCAAUAAACGAAAACAACCCACUAAUCACUGCCCCCCUAACUCGCCUUGCCCUCGGCAGCAUCAUGGCAGGAAUACUAAUCACCUCCUUCAUCACACCAACCAAAACACCCCCAAUAACCAUACCCCUCAUCACCAAAACUGCUGCCAUCCUAGUAACAGUCCUAGGAGUCAUCCUAGCCCUUGAGCUCUCGAACAUAACACACACCCUCACCCACCCCAAACCAAGCCGCCUCGUAAACUUCUCCUCCCUGCUAGGCUACUUCAACCCCCUAGUCCACCGAUUCUGCUCCAAAACCCUGCUAGAAAAGGGGCAAAACAUCGCCCUACACCUAAUCGACCUCUCCUGGCUCAAAAAAAUAGGGCCAGAGGGCCUCGCCGAGCUGCAGGUAGCCGCAAGCAAAGCCGCAACCCUGGCACACACCGGGCUUAUCAAAACCUACUUAGGAUCUUUCGCCCUAUCCAUCCUAGUAAUAAUCCUGACCACACAGACCUUCUAA